AUGGGCAGCCAGCCCCGCAGCCCCAGCGCCUGCCCUGCGCCCUGGUGGGGACCGCAGCCGGGAGGACCCCGCCCUGGCAAGCCACGCUGGGCAGAGCGGGGCUCACAAAGAGACAUCCUGGCGGCUGCAGGUCACCUAAGCGCCCACGUUAGUGACCACCCCGUGCUUAUCCACGUCUGCGAAUGGAGGGCCGAAGAUCCCAACGCGCCAGGUCAUCGGGAGGAAGCCGAGGCCUUACCACGGAAGCCAGGCCUAGCGCUGCACAGCUGCUCUGCCCACUACAGGCCUGUGAAACCGCUUCCGCACACGGACCUACCAACCACCGCCACUGCUAUUGGGCAGCCCGCACCCAUCCGCCUCAGGGGCGGAGCCUCAGAAAGGGCGGGCCUCAGCGUGACAUUUUGCGCCUUUGGUUCCGCCGGCGUCACUUACCACCUAAUUAGCCAUCCAGUGCGCAUCCGGGUCCUGGCCGCAGGCUGCGCCCUGCAGCUGCCCCUGGACGACGUCGACCUGCUGCUGGAGCCCGCGCCCACGUCGGCCCUGCAAGUGUCUGUCCAAGGACACACCCUCCUCCUGGUCCCCGAGGUCCUCCUGGGCUCGGUCGACGAGCGCUCACGAGGGCACAGAGACUCGCCUGUGGACCUGGAACUGGGCGCUUUUCUGGACGCUCCCGGGGAGGAUGUCGUCUGCGAGCAGGGAUUCUUCUGCGCAUCUGUCCCAGAGACCGCCGCCCAAGAAGAGGCCUACGAGGAGGACGCGGACCCCGAGUCCCUGGCGCCCUGGAUGGACCCUCCUGCCGGCUCAGCUGCUGGGUUCCAACCCUCUGCUAGAAGGGUGUCCAGCCCCAACCUGCAGGGCCCCAUCCCAGAGCCCUGUCCUCUGGCCCCCAACCCUAGUCCAGAGAGACGUCCUCCUCACCCCAUCUUCGACCUGGACUUCCACCUUCUGGAGCCCUUCCCCAGCUCACCACUCCAACCUCUGCCUCCCUCUCCGAGUCCAAGUCCCCGUGUGUGUCCUGAGCGUUCUCCCUGCCCUCCGUGCAAGGCCCAGAGACGCCUGUUCCGAGAAUGA
Galeopterus variegatus (Sunda flying lemur) is the source of this 1071-nucleotide messenger RNA. RefSeq names its product proline-rich protein 23B-like. The record is from RefSeq and is a predicted model, not a curated record. Lineage: Eukaryota; Metazoa; Chordata; Mammalia; Dermoptera; Cynocephalidae. The transcript has 4 exons. The coding region runs from base 1 to 1071 and encodes 356 amino acids.